Molecule: messenger RNA, 1731 nt
Organism: Orussus abietinus
Lineage: Eukaryota; Metazoa; Arthropoda; Insecta; Hymenoptera; Orussidae
Gene: PolE4
Product: DNA polymerase epsilon subunit 4
Exons: 3
Coding region: 243-623 (126 amino acids)
Cellular component (GO): nucleus; epsilon DNA polymerase complex
Molecular function (GO): protein heterodimerization activity
Source: RefSeq, a predicted model, not a curated record
UAACUGUACUCGAAGUUCUCUAACGGGUGUAUCUACUGCCUACGAAAUUUUAUACCGACUGUUUCAGGAUAAUAUUCAUUAUAUUAUUUAUAACACGAAAUAUAACAAUUUUUAAUUAUGUUCCGUUAAUCACGAUACCUUCAACAGUGGAACAUGUAUAUUCACAAGUAGAGAACCUGCUCCGAAAUGAGACCUUAUAGUUGUGAAAUUGUAUUACUUGAAAAUAUUUAUUGUUAUGAAAAAUGUUAAAUAUGGAAGAUUUGACAGAAGAACGUAACACUGAUGAUGACUUGAAUCAUAGUACUGCCAGUAAUGCUGGAGAAAUUUCUCAGGAAGAAGCUGAGAAUACAGUUCACGCCGAUGAGGAGCAGAAAGAAAAACUACUUAAAUUGCCAAUUGGCAGAGUAAAGACAAUUGUUAAAAUGGAUCCUGACGUUAGUUUAGUAAAUCAGGAGGCUGUGUUUUUAAUAACAAAGUCAACGGAACUCUUCAUAGAUUCACUUGCGAAAGAAGCUUAUAAAUAUACAGCGCAGACUAAGAAAAAAACUGUACAAAAACGAGAUGUAGAAAACGCUAUUGAGAACAUCGAUGCCCUUGUAUUCUUGGAAGGAACGUUGGAGUAAUACGUAUGUUUAUUUUUAACAGGGUGGUAAAAGAAAGUUAUUUUAAUAUUGCUCCAGUUUCGUCGAUACGUUCGCCGAUACGUUAGCAAUAUUUUAUUACAAAUUGUUUAAACUUUCCAAGGUACUUGUCAAAUUAUAAACUACACUUAUCGGUACAAGGUAAGAAAAGUAAAGAGAAUCAUUACUAUACCAACAGCAUUUAUGUUGACGACGCAUGGUAGAUCCUUAUUAUUUAUAAUUUGUAUUGCAAAUCUGAUGUCCCAAAUUUGUUGACAUUCAAAUAAAAAUAAUCUAUCUCAGAUGAUUAUUCAAUUUCGCAUUUUCUCAAUUAAUUUCUUCCAUUUCCAGUACAUUCAAAUUGCAGUUCAAAUUUGAAUAAAGUGAUUUGUAGAAGACAUGUAAAUAUCUAUUAAUAUCAAUAGAGACAAAAAAUUUGCAUACAAAUCUGUUUAUUCAAUGUACUUUUAUUCAGUGAGUAUUUUAGUAUUUGAAUCGUAAUUUGUGAAUUCAAUUACACAAGAGAUGUAUUAAUCAAUAGAUUUGACGGUAAAAGUGCUGCUGUAAUAUAUUAUUUGAUAAAUACUAUAUUAAGAAGAAAGUUGCACACUUGAAACUAUAAGAGGAACGAUAAGUUGAACAAGACCUGUUAGUAAAGUUUGCAUUACUAUCAGUGACAUGUUUUAUAUCACUCUGCAUAUUUUUCCAACAUGCGCAUUAUGUAUGUGUAUGCAUACAUAAUUAGCACAUUAAGCAAUUCUUCUAAAACAAGGAGUUGACGUGUUUAAACACAAACCAUUGAAGGAAAUAAACACUAGCAUUUCUUAUGAUUCAUUGUAACCUUAAAAUUUCAUUCUAGAAAUGAGCUGUACUUCUACCUACCAUUUAAUUCUUAAAGAACUAGGUAUAAUGCUUUUAACUGUAUUUGUCAUUUUUUUCAGUUUUGAAAGACACACGCAUUAUCGGAUACAAAAAUUUGGUAAAAAAAUUGAUGGACAAAUAAAUAUGUAUCUUGACAUUCAUUAUGCAUACACAUUAAGUCUUCGUGGAAUACUAGUUUUAAUUAUAUCGCACAUCUGCUUAGAACGAAAAAAAAAAAGAAAGAUUUCUU